ACCAAACCAAGUCAACAAAAUUGGCUACCAAAUCAUUUGAAUGAGAUGGACACCAUAUCAAUAGGAAACUGUCUCCUUUUUCUCUUGCUCCUCCAGUUCCUUUAGAGGGAGGGAUAGCCGCGAGAAAUCUCUUGAUGAAUUCUCUGCAGCAUUCUUUCCCAUCACAUAUUAUUUCUUCCUUAGCCUUAGUAUCAUUUUUCUGUGUCUUCUCCUCCGCGUUAACCUUCUCAUAGAUCGUACUGUUGUCGUCAAACUUUAAAAUGUAUGCUUUAUUGCAACCCUCAAAUAGCCUUUCUCCCAAUGUAUCAAUAACGUAAUACGCGUUAGCUUCCACCUUCAACACGAAGAAAUGAUCGUUCCAACUUUUAAUAUAUACUCUAGGUUCAAGUGCCGUGUCUUCUGCAAUGCUGCUAAUCUUGUCCCAUAUUUGAUCGAAUGACAUUACCCUUUGCAAUGAUUCAAACUUCUCGGGGCUGAAGAAUCCAACGAAGGAUUGAUCGUGCGAUAUGGCUAUAGGUCGUGCGAUAUGGCUAUAGCACUGCCAACUUAAAAUCUGGCCUUGACUAAAAAGCGCACAAUUAUGUACCAAAGAUUCCAUUUUAUCAACUCAAAUUGAUGACAUAACUGAAUUAACAUAUAUAUUUUAAAAGAUAAACAUUGGACAUUAUCAUAAAUAGCCUCACUAUACCAUUUAGUAUUAGCAGGAAAGAAAUAGUAACUCCAACACUCUGCUUGAAUUGAUCCAAGCACUAAUUCUUCAAGUUAAAAGUUGAACUCGAAUUAAAGGGCAGUUCGGUGUACUAAGUUCCCGCUAUGUGCUAAAUUUGGAGAUAGGCCGGAUCACAAGGGUCUAUUGUACGCAGCCUUACUCUGCCAAAGGCUAUUUCCACAGCUUGAACCGGUGACCUCCUGGUCACAUGACAGUAACUUUACCAGUUACGCCAAAGUUCCCCUUUAAACUCAAACUAACAGGCUAAAAAAAGAAGAAAACUUUAGCAAAUUUCAUGUAAUCCAAGAAAUCCAAACAGAGUCAUAAGUAGAAGAAAGGAAAAUAGAUAUCUGUUCAGGCUCAAAUCCUUUUACUUUCCUUUGAACUCUGGGAUCAGUGUCUGGCAAAUCAACAACAUGUCCUCUAAAACUUUGGUCCAAAGGAUUAGUCACGGGCUUAAAAGGUCCAUCAAGUGUGGUUGGAAUUUGACCCUCAUUGACCUCAACAAGGCUAACAAAAAUCAAACCAAGAAUGACACAACAACAACCCCAGAAUACUUCAUAUCUUAUUCAAGAAUUUGCAUGCCCCAAAAUAACAAACUCCAAACCUCAAGAAAUCAAAAGGGUCCACAACAAAUAUAUCAAAGAUUAAAACUUUAGCUCCAAAACCCCAAGAAAAUUAAAAAGGGGUCGUAUAAUUAUAGCAAACAAAUUUGCUUACCCCAAAAUAAUCAAUGGGAAGCUCAGAUUUUGCACUUUCUCAGUAAGAAGUAACUAACCACUUAUUUCACCAUAGCUUAGGAAUGUCAUAAUAUCAGCGACAUAACUGUUAGAAAGCUUACUUGACAUAUUAUCAUAUCAUUAUACAGAUUUUAGAAAGAACAAAGAAUAUCGUGUAAUUGGAUAUAUGCUGCAGUAUAUUUAUCUAGGACUGAUUGACAACGAUAUGAAAGUUGCAAGGUCUAAUGAUCAUAACUUGACUCUCCCCCUCCCUUUUAUGUUAUGUCGUUGAUGCUUUCAACAUUGACAUGACGAUUUUGGCCCAGGGUGUCCGAUAAGACUGCUAUAAAGUGCAACAGGAGGGAGGCAAUACUAAUUUUAACCUAAGCACAUAUGAGGGAGAAUUAAGUUCGAAUGCUGAUAAUGGAGGUGUCCUCUGGGAAUCUCUUUGGUGUUUUAGCUUGCAUUAUUAUUAUGGAGUAAUCUGUUGAAUGUUGCUUACCUUUAGGUGUCUUUGGGAAUCUCUUUGGUGUUUUAGCUUGCAUUAUUAUUAUUAGUAAGUACAAUAGUAUAAAAAAGGGUUGCUCUUUUUCCUCUUUUUUUCUUUCUUUUUUCUUGUGAUCUGUAGAAUCAAUACAAAAAUGUUUAUAGCAGCCAUUACACAUAAUUCUCCUAACUAGCUUUUAUAAGCAAAGUUGCAGCGUUCUUUAUCAUUCUCUUUAUCUUCUUAGAAACAUAUAUAAGGAUGUUUUAGUUUGCAAAUUCACUUUACUACAAUCAAGCGUGGCAUUUUAUUGCAGCUACUUUGAAAACACUUGUGUAUAGUACAAUCCUUUAUCUGGAUAGGUACUAAAAAUAUUACCUUUUCAUUCUGAAACUAUGUUAUUUCUAGACUAGAUUGCAAAUUGCGGUCUUAUAUUAUUUGUCCUUUAAUCACUUUUUUUGUUGUUCACAAAUUACUGAGUAUUUCUUGCAAACAAGUACUAUUCUUUCAGAGUUAGUCGAUAUCCUUGAUGAAGAAUGGAUCGGAAAGACAAUUAUAAAUGUUGAUGAUUUACUGGAAUUCAUCUUCUCCAGUAAAUCACAUAUAUUCUUUGACGUUGGAUAGACUCCAUAUGCUACUACCAACUUUUGUGGUACAAGAUUUUAAGCAGACUAUAGCCUUCAAUAGAGCAGACUAAAAUGAAGUAGUUCUUAUCCAAUUUAACCCCUAAUAAUUGAGGUACUUAAAAACUUUAUUGAUGGUAUUCAAGUAAGUUCAUCGAUUUAUGUGAUCAAUUAAUGUAGAAGCAUACUUUAAGUCCUUGUGAAUUAGUAGGAGUAUUUUUUUGGUCUAUCUUUAAUUUUCUUUUGGUUGUCAAGUAAUUUAUUAAAAGAAAGUGGCAAGCCUAAAUAAAUUAGCUGGUUUUUCGCCUAAUCAGGAAAUUAAACUUUUUGAGUUUAAUUCUUCUUCUUGCUGCUAAGUUUUUGACUCAUAUUGAGGAACAAAUCCUUUACCGAUCAACAAGAAGACAAAAUAUUUCAUGGUCAGACCCCUUUUUAACAAGUCGAUUGGUGGUCCUUGGCAACAAUAAUAUAGAGACAACAUGAUGAAAUUUUUAUAUUUAUUUUUUGUUUUAAUUAUUUUGAUUGUGAUUGAUAAAUUUAAUCUGCAAUAUAUAUGCAUUUUUAUUAUCUCUCUCCGCUUUUUUUUUUUUUUUUUGAAUCGAUCAGCGCAUCGCGCAGGAACGUAUACUAGUUUUCUAUUAAAAGGAGAAAAACGAUUUCUUCACUUAUAGUUUCCUAUGCUAAUCCAUUUGAAAUAGUUUCUAGAUUUUAAGAAGCGUUGGAUAAUGGAUAAUAAUUUCCGUAAAAUAUUUUUUGGAAAAGUAUUUUUCUUAAUACUAAGCACAGCUAAAGAUUCAAAUCUCAAUAGAAAAAAAUAAAAUAAAAAUAGUUGAUAUUUUUCUCAUGUGUCUAAACUUUGUCGAAUUAUUCGAUACCAGUACAACGUGGAAUUAACGAAAUGCAUUACAAGUCGUGUCCUCGUAAUUCUAAAAAUAGGAUAAUAUUGUACAGCUUUGCUGUCCUCAUUAUGUCCACUAUCAACAGAUAGUUGGCUAAGGCUAUGAUCUUUUUCAUAUCUUGAUCAACAAAAGUCGUGUCCGAGUUUAUAUUUUUGUCGGCCCUACAAGUUUAUCUUAUUUGAACUGAACUUUCUUUGUAACAAAUCGUAGCUAGUUCAUUUCAAUACCGAUUUACGAAAGAAAAAGGCAGGGAAAUUCUGAUCAAUAUGGAAGCCAAAGAUGUGCCAACAGCUAGUGAAAUGUUCCGAAUUCAGGCUCAUAUCUACAAGCAUACCUUCCAUUUUGCAAAUUCCAUGGUUCUUCGUUGUGCUAUUCAGUUAGGCAUACCGGAUAUAGUUCAUACUCAUAAGCAGCCAAUGACUCUCUCUCAGUUAGUUUCAGAGCUGAAACUUCCUUCUGCAAAAUCAAAUGGAAUUCAUCGACUGAUGCGCCUGUUGGUAUACUCUGGUUUUUUUGCUACUAAAAAGCUUGAUGAAAACUCAGAAACACAAGAAGGGUAUGUUCUUACUGCUUCUUCUAAGCUGCUUUUGAAGAGUGAAAUCCCAAAUUUGUCACCUUUUGCCAGAGUAAUGGUUGAUCCCAUUAUGGUGAAUCCAUGGCAAUCUUUUGGCGAUUGGUUUCUUGGAAAUGAAGCCACCCCAUUCGAAACAGCAUAUGGCACACCCUUGUGGAAAUAUUGUGACCAAAAUCCAGGAUUCAACAAAGCUAUCAAUGAAGCAAUGGCUAGUGAUUCCGAAAUGAUGAGUUUGGUAGUGAAGGACUGCAAACAAGUUUUUGAAGAGAUGGAUUCCUUGGUUGAUGUUGGAGGUGGCACUGGUGUUAUCGCUAAGACUAUUUUGGGUGCAUUUCCUCAUCUAAAAUGCACAGUUUUAGACCUCCCUCAUGUUGUUGCUAACAUUCCAGAUACAGAAAAUUUGAAAUAUGUGGGAGGUGACAUGUUUCAGUCCAUUCCCCCUGCUGAUGCCUUUUUGUUUAAGCUUGUCAUGCAUGAUUGGAGUGAUGAGGAUUGUGUGAAGAUGCUAAAGAGAUGCAGAGAAGCUAUGAGGGACAAAAAUGAAGGAAGAAAACGUAAGGUCAUUAUCAUUGACAUAGUGGUGAAUGGAGAUGAAGAAGAAGCAGACAUGACUGAACUGAAGCUCAUUUUUGAUGUAUUGAUGAUGGUAUACCUCCCUGGAAGAGAGAGAACUGAGAAAGAAUGGGAAAAGUUAUUCCUUGAGGCUGGAUUCAUGAGUAACGACCCGACCGGUUGUUUCAUGAGUUACUGUCCCGCUGUCACGCCCCAAAACCGAGGGGCGCGACCAGCGCUCGACCGGGUAGCCCCAAUCAAGCGGACCUGGGUGCCUUUCCUAUCCCACGUGUUACCCCGCAUUUUCCUUUAUUCGUCAACCAAGUGAAAUAGCCAUUUGUAAAUUUGAACUCAUUCUUACGAGAUUUACAUAACAUACAUAGUUA
Nicotiana tabacum (common tobacco) is the source of this 4946-nucleotide messenger RNA. The record is from RefSeq and is a predicted model, not a curated record. NCBI's taxonomy places the organism in Eukaryota, Viridiplantae, Streptophyta, Magnoliopsida, Solanales, Solanaceae.